Messenger RNA from Tachysurus fulvidraco (yellow catfish), 560 nucleotides. RefSeq names its product GMP reductase 2-like. Gene Ontology annotation, molecular function: oxidoreductase activity. The transcript has 4 exons. The record is from RefSeq and is a predicted model, not a curated record. NCBI's taxonomy places the organism in Eukaryota, Metazoa, Chordata, Actinopteri, Siluriformes, Bagridae. The coding region runs from base 1 to 519 and encodes 172 amino acids.
AUGAAUACACUUAGUAGUGAUUCUGCUCCGAAGGUCACAUUCCCUCUGUGUCUCUCUGUCUGUCUUCAGAGUGUGGCUGUCAGUACGGGAACAGGCGAGAACGAUUUCGAGAGGCUCGCUGCUAUCUUGGCAGCUGUGCCUCAGAUCCAGUACGUUUGUGUCGACGUAGCGAAUGGUUAUUCAGAACACUUUGUGCAUUUUGUCAAGGACGUGAGGCAGAAGUUCCCUUCACACACCAUCAUGGCUGGUAAUGUGGUCACGGGAGAGAUGGUGGAGGAGCUGAUUCUCGCUGGUGCCGACAUCAUUAAAGUGGGCAUCGGUCCAGGCUCAGUGUGUACAACCCGGAAGAAGACAGGAGUGGACUACCCUCAGAUGAGUGCUGUAAUCGAGUGUGCUGAUGCUGCACAUGGCCUGGGUGGACACAUCAUCUCUGAUGGAGGAUGUACCUGUCCUGGUGAUGUCUCUAAGGCUUUUGGUAUGUUUCCAAAAAGUCGCUCCAUUUCCUCCAGCACAUACUGACCUGCACUGUACUGACAUUUCAGAACAUGUGUGACUGUGGC